AUGCCUUUUCCCUGCUGCCCUGUCCUGCAUCCGCAAACCAGAUUGCUGCUCCAUCAUCACAGCAUCAUCUUGUCGGCGCCUUCACUACCGGACCUGGCCCAGCUGUUGGACCUCCCACCGCAGCAGCUGGCCCCUGCAUUGGACGAGCUGGUCGCUGCAAAUUCGGACGCCGUACAGGGCGCGGGCACAGACGCAGCGUGGCGGCAGCGCUGGAAGCCGGCAGCUGGAAGCCCCGCAGCUGCUCUGGCCGCCGGCGGUGGCGGUACUGGCUGCGGCUCUGUCAGCCCCGGCGAAACGCUCCUUCUGUUCCACACCAGCGGCUGGCUCUCCUACAACGCACGGCGCCGGGGACUGGCCGGGCCGCAGCGGCCGGAUUCACACGAGCAGCAACAGCAACAGCAGCACACUCGGCUGCGGCGUUACGAGGAUUACGGUCCCGGCGUUGCUCCUGACGGGGCGCCGCAGCCGGAAGUGCGGGGAGAGGAAAGAGCAGCGGCAGGCGCGGGUCGCUCAGAACCGGGGACUGGAGCGACAGGCGUUGGUUUCGGAGCCACAGCCGUAGUUGGGAUGGAGGUCGAGGCUGGCUGCUUUGGGCUAGAUGUUCACAAGGUUACGGAACAUGGCACAGAUGUUAAUCUCCUAGCCAUAGGGCCCGAUGCCGGGCGUGAUUGCCGGUACACCUGGCAUCCGGGUUUACAUCCCGAUUCAUGGAACGAGGGCUGGAGCCCGAUGGCAGGACACCGCGUCGUGGUGGAGGCGCUGGCUGUGGAGGCGGUGGACAGUACGGGUGACGACGCCGCGGUGCCGCCGCCGCCGCCGCCGCCGCCAGGGGAAACUUAUCCACGGUCUUUCAGCACGCAGCCGGCCGUGGCGCUGGCGCAGCUGUACGGCAGCUGCCGCACACUGACCGCCGUCGUGAGUCGAGGUGCCGGCGCCGCUGCCGCCACCACCGCGAUCUCGGCUCCUGGCAGCAAGGCGGGGCCACGGCUUACCCGGAUAGAGUACGACAUGUACGACACGCCUGGUUCGCACCUGCAGCGGCACCCGCUCGUAGGCUCCUCCCUGGACCGACUGCUGUUCAUCCGCCUCGCUGCGGACAUGCGGCCGCAGCGUCGCCGGGCGGGCUACGCGGCGGUGCCGUCAGCGCAGCGGCGGCGGCAGCCGGUUCCCGACGGCGCCGCCGGGGCUCAUGCAGCGGCCUUCAGCGCACAACCAGCAACGGCAACUAGCCUGACGCGCCGCGAGGGGGUCGGUGGUGAUGGUGGCGACGGCGGCGGCAGCUGCGGGGAACACGGCGACUCGCUGGUGAAGCUGCUGACGGAGGGUUUGGUGGUGGCGGGCAGGCGCUACCGCCCACUGGUCGCCAAAGACGCAGGGAAAGUUGGCGAGAAGAUCUGCUUCUUCGCACAGGAUACCCUGUCGUAUGAUGAUGUACGACACGGGUUUCGGAGCCUGGGACCGCCGUCAGCGGUCCGGCGACUGCUGGCGGACGUGGACACGGCGGCGGCAGCGGCACGUGCGGCCACCGCUGCUUUUGGUGCCAACGGCGGGGAGGAGGAGUUAGCGGUGGAUGCCGCUGCGGCGGCGGCGGCCAAAGCCGCCAGCCGCCCAGAGCUCUUCCUGAGCGGCACUUGGCCUAUGGUCGUGGACGCCUCAGCCAUUUCGUACACGGAAGACGUUGCGUCGCACAUAGGCGCUGUGAUGACCGACGGCAACGGCCUGAUCUGCGCGCGUCUUGCGAGGACAGUGCCGUACAUAUUCCAGGGCCUGCGGUCGUCACAGGAGCUGCUGCUGCCGCCACCGUCGCCAGCUGCAUGCAAAGGCCCGGAACCUGGGCUUGACGCCGUAACUAAAGCGCCCAGGGCCGCAACCUUCGAUAGCAACGGUGCCGCACCCGCCGCCGCCAGUGCCCUGGCACCAGUGGCGCCGGCGCCAAUGGUGGACUCAGCCGUCCAGCUGCGAGUGUAUGACCCGCGGGUCGGCGCCGUCAUCAAGGGCACCUUCACGCCUGUGGUUUCGGGGCUUCCCCCGGGUGUAUCGCUGCUGGUCCGGGCCUCACAGGUCAAGGCGCCCCACUGGCACAAGCUGCAAGCGGCACUGCCCCGGCUGCCGCCGCCUCCAUCUGCUCCCGCCCACCCUCCUCCCCUUCCACCAAGCCCUGGGGGCCCCCCAGAGCUGAAGCAGCUCUUCUCCCCGUUGCCCCUGGGCGCCCCUGGAGCCAUCGUCGAGUCGGCAGCCGGGAACGGGGCCGGCAGGCGAGGCAGGGUGGAGGGGUCUGACGGGGUGCUGCUGCUAGCGCCGCGAAGCCAGUCACCCGGCGUCGCCACCGCCGCGCAUGUACGGGCCGCGAUGGAGGUCGUACGGAAGGUGCCGGCUCGCAGCGGCGCUGUCGCGCACCUCAACGGGCCGUUGCUGCUGCUGUUGAGUGCGUGUUGUGUGGGCGCUGGGUCACUUCUGGAUGUGUUGAAGGACGAGCUGCGGAAGUCCUGUGCCGAACGCGCCUGGCGGCAGUUGUGGGAUCUGCGGCUGCCGCUGCCCUGCAGCGCCUCCGUGAUGGGUCUGCCCGACCCCAGUGGCAGCGUCCCGGAGGGAUGUGUGGUGGUACUCCCGGCACUGCCGGAGCUGGACAGCUGUCAGGGCGCCAACCCGGGUUCAAAUCACGGCGGGAGCGAUAUGGCCGAACUGGCAGCGGCUACAUCGUCGCCGGAGCGUAUUCGGGGACCGGGGCAAACAGGCGAGCGGGAGGUGGUAAUCUACAGAUUCCCCGGGCUGCAUCCACGGGACUUGCGGAAGUUCCGUCUCAGCGCCCCGCCGCCCGAGCUGCUCUCCCAGCUGGGCCUUACGUCGCGGCCGCCGCCGCCACCGCUAACAACAACAACAACAACCCUAAGAGAUAGCGACACCGCUCAGGCCAGCGGCGGCGGCGGCGGCGGCGGCGCCUCCCAUAGUGCCUGUCGCGACGGCGGCAACACGGUCUACAAUGCGGGUGUCGGCAGCAGCAAUGGCGGCGGACGGCUGCUGUUCUUCUCCACGGCCGGGUCGCGGGCCCCGGCGAGCGGCCUGUCCGGCGGCGAUUACGACGGAGACCAUUACACCAUCAUCUGGGACGAGCGGGUGGUGAGUCAGUUUGAGGAGUAUCCGCCGGACGAGGAGGAGGAGGCGGAGGCGGAGCUGGGACGCCACCACACGGCACCGACCCGCGGCGGCAGCGGGAUUGCCGCAUGCGGGGUCGCAGCUGGCGGCAACCGCCGCAGCAGCGGUGGUCGCUUCGAGAGGCCCUCCUCCUCCUCAUCAUCAUCAUCCUCAUCCUCAUCAUCAUCAUCAUCAUCAUCAUCAUCAUCAUCCAGCAGUGGGGAGCCCUUCUCGGCGGAGCGAGUGGUUCUAGAGCCGCCGGCGGCCACCACCACCUUGAGACCGCCGUCAGUGACGCCGUUCCCCUGGGGCAGCAUGGCGCUGGCGGCGGCAACGGCGGCGCCAGCGGAGGCGGUCGGAGUAGUUGUGGAGCGGGAGAAGGAGGGGGAGGAAGGAAAGCCAGGGAAGCGAACGGAGGCGGCCACAGCGGCGGCCCUGAAGGCGGUGGAGGCGGCGGAGGAGGAGGACGAGGCGGCGGAGGCGGAGUACCUCACGCGACGGUACCUGUUCUGUCACGAGGCGGCGAGUGUGGUGACGGAGGCGUAUCGCCUGUGGGGAUGGUGCGCGGAUGAGUACGGUGCGGACCAUCCGUACAGCCUCAUGCUAUGCAGCCUCUACAACGAGGCCCUGGACGCGCCCAAGAGCGGCACCUUCCGCCGGGUGCCGUACGCUUUGCGCGACAAGUGCGCCUCCGUUGCAAGACUCCUGGGUGGGAUGACGGCCGUGCCGAAAAACAUGGGAGCAGCGGGAGGCGCUGAGUCGCGGAUGGCAGCGGCAGUGGGGCCGGCAGCUGCAACAGGGCCUGCCGCAGGCCGCCACCGGCGGCACCUAGAGAGACGCAGCCAAGAGCACCGGUGGCGGCACCAGGGCGUCGGCGGCGGCAGCGGCAAUGGCCCGUGUAUCAGUGGCAGCCAGCUGGCAGCGGCGGCGCCGGCGCAGAGAAGGCCCAUGGAGAACGGAGGAGCCGGUGGCGGCCUGAUACGGGAGGGGAGGCUGGGGCCUGACGGCUUUGCAGGCCCCCUGAUGUGGUCGGAGGACAGCCCUGACGGGGCGACGGCCGCCUGCGAGGGGGAGGCCGCGGCGCAUGGCGAGGCCGCGGCGCUAUUCCUGGAGCCGAGGAUCCCCGCGGGGCUGUCCGGCUGGUGGCAGCAGCGGCUCCUACAGAGAAAGGAAUAUCGCCUGCCCCAGUUGGAUCCAUGGGUCCUGGUGUACGACCUGCCGACAGUACGGCUCGCCGAUACGGCACUAGCGACCCACGGGUCGAUAGUCCGCAGCCGCUUACGAACUCACUGGGCCGAGGCGUCACGCGAGUGGGAACAGCUCAGUCGGGUUGUGCAGCGUGCUCGGGACCCUGACCCCUCGCUCAUGUACCAGCAUCAGCCACAACGCCGCCGCAGUUCCGCCUCCAUUGCCACCGCCCGCAUCCUGAGCCGUGUCCUGGGGCAAGCCCACCGAAUUAUGACGGCCAGGGAGGUGGCGGCGGCGCCGGGGCCAGCUCCGUCGCCGCCGGUUAACUUUAUCCCAGGUCACCACCGUCCAUCAACUAGGGGCGCAAUACCUUUCACGAGCGGAAGUAUUUUCGACCCUGACAGGUCUCGAUCCCGGGAUUCUCCCGUUGGCAAUGGUCGCCAGAAGUACCAGUAG
This is a messenger RNA of Volvox carteri f. nagariensis, 4776 nucleotides long. RefSeq lists its product as uncharacterized. Gene Ontology annotation, molecular function: RNA-directed RNA polymerase activity. The record is from RefSeq and is a predicted model, not a curated record. Gene Ontology annotation, biological process: siRNA processing. The coding region runs from base 1 to 4776 and encodes 1591 amino acids. Gene Ontology annotation, cellular component: nuclear RNA-directed RNA polymerase complex. The transcript is spliced from 12 exons. Lineage: Eukaryota; Viridiplantae; Chlorophyta; Chlorophyceae; Chlamydomonadales; Volvocaceae.